AUGACAUUCAAAAGCGUCUUGCCCCCGUCGGCCGAGCGACCAAAAUCACAGUCACGAUGGCCAAGUGCGAGCAGGCAGUUCGCCUAUGCUCUCCGAGAAAACUUCUCGCUCUCAACUUGGCUCCUUUUGGGCGCUCUUCUCCAGUCCAUUGUCGUCUUUAUUGUUCCUCGACUGUAUGCCACCAUUCCGUUGAUCCUCAUGCUCGGUGCACGGGUGUUCGAUGCAAUGGCUGUCACUUGGGGCUGGAAGAAGAACCCCAUGCUCGAAGGAGCCUUGUUGCACCGAGUCUCCCCACAAAUCCCCGACGAGGACGGCAACUUCCAUGAGGACGCAGCAGAGGAAAAGGUUGUGGUUUUCCUUCUGGGUGCCAAAGCCAAUCAUCCUCUAGGCAUCUUCUCUCCCAACAUGAAUACUAUCAGCGGCUUUUUGACCGGCAUGAUCUCGAAUUUGGACGAUACGGCCAUCGAGAAUGGAUUCUAUGGAGGUUCAAACUGGACCAACCAGGACAAGAAUGGCGCCACCGAGUUCCUCUUCCUGAGCUACUGGCGGUCCACCGAAGACAUCCACAAGUAUGCGUACAGUCCUCUGCACCGCGAGGCCUGGGACUGGUGGAACAAGACGAUCAAGCAAAACGACCACAUCGGCAUCAACCAUGAGAUUUUCGAGGUGGAUCGCAAGCAUUGGGAGGCCAUCUACGUCAACUUCCAACCCACUCUCCUCGGUGCAACCACGUACUUGCGAAAGGGUGACAAGAUGAUGGGUGGGACAGUCGACGAUCAGUGGAUUUCUCCCUUGUUGGAUGCUCGGAGAGGCAAGCUGAGGAGCAGUGCUGGACGAUUGGGCCGCGACCCGGGACAGCUGUACGACAAAUAUGAGCUGGCGCCCGGUGCUACGCGCGAAGAAGACUGA
Messenger RNA from Exophiala dermatitidis NIH/UT8656, 909 nucleotides. RefSeq lists its product as uncharacterized. Lineage: Eukaryota; Fungi; Ascomycota; Eurotiomycetes; Chaetothyriales; Herpotrichiellaceae. The record is from RefSeq and is a predicted model, not a curated record. The transcript has 2 exons. The coding region runs from base 1 to 909 and encodes 302 amino acids.